Hibiscus syriacus is the source of this 878-nucleotide messenger RNA. Its product is annotated as thylakoid lumenal 17.4 kDa protein, chloroplastic-like. The record is from RefSeq and is a predicted model, not a curated record. The coding region runs from base 74 to 778 and encodes 234 amino acids. Lineage: Eukaryota; Viridiplantae; Streptophyta; Magnoliopsida; Malvales; Malvaceae. The transcript is spliced from 4 exons.
UCAAUGGAUAAACUGAAAACGGAUAUAUAAAAUCAAAAGAGAAAAGGGAAAAGAAGGUAUAAACCCCAAGAAAAUGGUGAUCCUUUCAACUCCACUCUCUCACAACACUUUACCAACGAAACUCCAUGGUUAUCCUCUUCAGCAACUCCACCUGCCUCUCAGAAUCAGCUGUUCUUCUGCAGCUAGCAGACGUGUUCCCAAAAGCGAGGAACGCUCGUCUGGGUUUAAGGAGCUGAGGACUGUAGCUUGUGGCCUUCUUGCUGUAUGCGCCAUUGCCACUGCCUCGCCUGUGAUUGCUGCUAAUCAGAGGCUUCCUCCGUUGUCGACCGAGCCAAACCGAUGCGAGCGUGCGUUUGUCGGUAACACGAUAGGCCAGGCAAACGGCGUGUAUGAUAAGCCGCUCGAUCUCCGCUUCUGCGAUUACACUAACGAGAAAUCAAACCUGAAGGGGAAGUCUCUUUCGGCUGCGCUUAUGGCGGAUGCUAAGUUCGAUGGGGCAGACAUGUCUGAAGCUGUGAUGUCAAAGGCUUAUGCUGUUGGAGCUAGCUUCAAAGGUACGGACUUCUCGAAUGCGGUUUUGGAUCGAGUUAACUUCAAGAAGGCGAAUCUGCAAGGGGCGGUGUUCAAGAACACGGUGUUAUCCGGAUCGACUUUCGACGAUGCUCAGCUCGAAGAUGCGGUUUUCGAAGACACCAUUAUUGGAUACAUUGAUCUUCAGAAGCUUUGUACGAACAAAACCGUCAGUGCUGAAGGAAGAGCUGAGUUGGGCUGUCGAUGAUUGCUAUUUAUGGAUUAUAUAUCUGAUUUUGCUGUGCCUUUUGUCUGCAAAAUAAAAUCGACCCUGCUUUGCCUUUGGAUGGAUUUGGAUGUAAUUACAC